Lotus japonicus is the source of this 540-nucleotide messenger RNA. Its product is annotated as H/ACA ribonucleoprotein complex subunit 3-like protein. The record is from RefSeq and is a predicted model, not a curated record. Gene Ontology annotation, cellular component: box H/ACA snoRNP complex; box H/ACA telomerase RNP complex. NCBI's taxonomy places the organism in Eukaryota, Viridiplantae, Streptophyta, Magnoliopsida, Fabales, Fabaceae. Gene Ontology annotation, molecular function: box H/ACA snoRNA binding; telomerase RNA binding. The transcript is spliced from 4 exons. Gene Ontology annotation, biological process: rRNA pseudouridine synthesis; positive regulation of telomerase RNA localization to Cajal body; ribosome biogenesis. The coding region runs from base 151 to 345 and encodes 64 amino acids.
AAUAGAGCGAAACGGGCGGGUUGAGUUGGUCCGACUCCGAGUAUUGUUCGGGUCGUUCCCCAAUUUAAUUUGUUAAAAUUAGGUUUUCGAAGUAGCUAGGGUUCUUCUUCACUGUGUUUUUUCAGAGUCAGUGAUAAGCUACUAGCAACCAUGUAUCUUCAGUUUUACAUCAAUGACAAUGGUGACAAAGUUUACACCACUAAGAAAGAGUCGCCGCUCGGAAAUGCUACGCAAUCUGCUCAUCCUGCCCGGUUUUCACCUGAUGACAAAUACUCAAGGCAGAGAGUUCUUCUGAAGAAGCGAUUUGGAUUGCUACCAACCCAGCAGCCACCUCCUAAGUAUUAAGCGGUGUACAAGUUCUAACUGUUAAUGUGUUUGGAUUCACUUCAUAUCGAAUCUAAAAUCAUGUAUCAUGAAACUACAAUAUGUAGCUUUUGCCCUUUGACUUGCAUUGGUUUGUGUGGCAAAUUAGCAUUCAUUCCGUAAUUAGCAGUGUUGUUGAUCUGGUGCUGGUAUUAAGAAAUUGAAUCAAUUUUGCCA